This is a messenger RNA of Solanum tuberosum (potato), 936 nucleotides long. RefSeq names its product anti-H(O) lectin 1-like. Gene Ontology annotation, molecular function: carbohydrate binding. The record is from RefSeq and is a predicted model, not a curated record. Lineage: Eukaryota; Viridiplantae; Streptophyta; Magnoliopsida; Solanales; Solanaceae. The transcript has a single exon. The coding region runs from base 1 to 936 and encodes 311 amino acids.
AUGGCUGGUUUUCCAUCUUUAUCAUACCUUGUUUUGAUAAUCCCUUUUGUCACUUCAUUGUCCUUCAAUUUUGAUAGUUUCAAUCGCAAUGAUCAGAAUUUAACAUAUGAAGCAGAUGCUUAUUCAGAAAACGGUGUAAUUCAGCUCACCAAAAAUGGUUUAAACUUCAGUAUAGGCCGAGCUACAUAUUCUAAAACACUCUAUCUUUAUGACAACACCUCUGGAAAUGUCACAGAUUUCUCAACGCACUUCUCCUUUGGAAUCAAUUCAGACGGCAGAAACUUAUAUGCUGAUGGUCUUACCUUUUUCCUCGCCCCUGCAGGUUCAGUAAUUCCUGAUAAACACUUUGCCGCAGGAGAGGGACUUGGCCUUGCAAGUGAUAAUCGACAAUAUUCAUGGAGAAAUCACCAUUUUGUUGCUGUGGAAUUUGACAUCUAUACCAACUCUUAUGAUCCACCGGGUGAUCAUGUAGGUGUCGAUAUCAACUCCAUGCAAUCUGUUGAUCAUGUGACCUGGUUUAGUAGCAUUCCCAAUGGUACAAAAACUGAUGCCUGGAUUAGUUAUAAUUCAAUCUCAAAAAAUCUUAGUGUUGUCUUCACUGGUUUCCAAAAACAAGGGAAUACUACAGUCACCGUCCUGCAGAACCUAUCUUACAAUCUUGAUCUGAGGGAAUACUUGCCAGAAUGGGUCACUUUUGGCUUCUCAGGUGCAACAGGAAACUUCACUGCAAUACAUACCAUAUAUUCUUGGAAUUUUACUUCUUCUUUGAAAUAUAAUGACAACAUAACAGAUCCAGAUGUACCCCUACCAAACCCUGUGCCAGAUCCAGAUAUACCCCUACCAGGCCCUGUGCCAGAGGAUACUUCAAGCAAAAAUAAGUCAGGACUAGUGAAAAUACGUACUCCAAUAAAUCUUAAACACUCUCUCUAUAUUUAG